Molecule: messenger RNA, 1655 nt
Organism: Salarias fasciatus (jewelled blenny)
Lineage: Eukaryota; Metazoa; Chordata; Actinopteri; Blenniiformes; Blenniidae
Gene: atp1b1a
Product: ATPase Na+/K+ transporting subunit beta 1a
Exons: 6
Coding region: 172-1086 (304 amino acids)
Biological process (GO): potassium ion import across plasma membrane; sodium ion export across plasma membrane; intracellular sodium ion homeostasis
Cellular component (GO): sodium:potassium-exchanging ATPase complex
Molecular function (GO): ATPase activator activity
Source: RefSeq, a predicted model, not a curated record
CGGGGCCGGGCUCCCGGAGAGAUAAAUGGUGUGUGGUACAAUUCGCGGAGUCGGGUACGAAACUGUCCUUUCGCGUUUCCUGUGAGGGACAGCGAGCAGCUCCCAGUGCCCCCAGCACCCACCGCGACGAGCCAGGCAGACCGACAGCACAGCCCCGGGGACGGCCCAACCAUGUCCGGGAAUAAAGACAGCGACGGCGGCUGGAGGAGCUUUCUGUGGAAUUCGGAGAAAAAGGAGUUUCUGGGUCGAACGGGCGGCAGUUGGUUUAAAAUCUUCUUGUUCUACGUGAUAUUCUACGGGUGCUUGGCUGGGAUUUUCGUCGGGACCAUUCAGGCUAUGCUGCUUACAUUAAGCAACUACAAACCCACCUAUCAGGACAGAGUGGCCCCCCCAGGUCUUUCGCACACGCCAUGCUCAGAAAAAUCUGAAAUUUCUUUCAACAAGUCGGAUCCAAAGUCAUAUGACAAGUAUGUGGUGAGCAUGAAGAAGUUCCUGGACAAGUACAACGACACUGAACAGGGGGACAUAAAGAAAUUCGAGGACUGUGGAGAUGACGCUCGGCCUUACAAGGAUCGCGGCAACCUCCUGGAUAACGAGAAAGAAAAGAGGAAAGCUUGCCGGUUCUUCAGAUCGUGGCUGGACACCUGCUCUGGAGAAUCCAACAAUGACUUUGGCUUCCCAGAAGGAAAGCCAUGCCUGAUUGUCAAGUUGAACAGGAUUGUCAACUUCAGACCAAAGGCUCCUUCCAGCAACCAGACACUCCCAGAAGCUCUGCAGGCCAAAUCAAACCCCAACCUCAUCCCCAUCUACUGCAAAAAUAAGAAAGACGAGGACGAAGGCAAGAUCGGAGAGAUCAAGUACUUCGGGCACAGCAACGGCGCCGGCUUCCCCCUCCAGUACUACCCGUACUACGGGAAGCUGCUCCACCCCGACUACCUGCAGCCCCUGGUGGCCAUCCAGUUCACCAACCUGACCCUCAACACGGAGCUCCGCAUCGAGUGCAAAGUGUACGGCGACAACAUCAAGUACAGCGAGAAAGACCGCUAUCAGGGACGUUUUGACGUUAAGAUCACAGUGACCUCGUGACCUCAGCCGCCAAGUGAAGCGCUCUCAUUUUGAAAAAGAAGACAAACACAAAAUGUAGAGAGAGAAUACAAGAGUUCAGAUAAAACACCACUAGUCUUUGAACAUUCAUGAUAUUACAGGACCUACACUUAAUCCGUGUGCUUUACACUAGCUUUUCUGUGUGUUUGUCGAGGGUUAGAAUGUAAAAUGCAAGAGUAGCAAUAGCAAAUAUUUAUUCUACUGUAAAUGAAAAUAUUCCUUGAGCCAUGGGAUGUGUUCAUCUAUUACUGUAAAACUGCAAUUCCACUACUGACGCGUAGCGAGUUGUGUUUCUGUCCCCGCCCCAAGGUAUUUCGCCCUCACGUGGUUUCUAUAUAUUUUUGGAGUGUCCAGUGCUGUAGUCCAGUCCUGUUGUAACCUCUUUUGUCUUAUGUCAGCUUCAGUGGUCCAAGGUGUGUGUGCGUGCGCUCGUGUCCGUGUGCAGGCGUGUUAGUCCAUGUGAGUGCGCGUGGAGUGUGUGUCAAUGUGCUCUGACUAACUGAAAUACUAGCAUGGUACUCUGAACCUUUAAGGCCCAUGUUUAGGUAGUU